CCCCUCCUCUCUGUCAGCAGCGCGCGGUCGUGCUCUCUACACAUUGGAUGAAUGAGACGAAAAAGUAUCACAGCAAACACCACAUGUGUGGCGAUGCUUCUCCUGUACGGGCGAGCAACAUCGGAAGGUGGUCACCAGGCACACGGGUUCCGUGUAACACAGACCUACCUCUUUCUAACUCUCCUUCAGUCAUCAUCGCCUACAGCAGUGCAUUGUUUUAUCUAACCUUUGAUCUCUACAUGCGUACAUAUCCAUCUUACCCCCUUGGCGCACGUGGUACCAUUUUGUCCUCCAAACGGUUUUGCAUUCUGCUUCUUGCUGUAAAAGUGCCUGUGGUAAGGAAGGGAGGAGAAGGAGAGGCUCGUGUGGGUGCAGUAGCUUGUCUGGUGUACCUUAUACCCCGUAUGCUUCUUUGCACCGCACCAACCAAUUCGGAAACGUCAAUGCUCUCUCUGUAUCCUAUCUUCGUGACUGUACCUUACUCUCUGCUGUAUUACCGCCCCUCGCAUUGGAUGAUCUGAUCCUCAGGAAAGAAGGGAUAGGUAGAGCUACCUGUAGUAAAUAAAUACACUGUGAUAGGCAGUGCUACUUGACUAUUCAUCCAUCUCAAAUACAAAUCAGUCAUACCCCCCUCUCAUCAGAUUCUACCCCGCAAGUGCGCUCAUAACGUCUUUGGAUUUGGGUUUUACUACUCCCAAAUCCACCCAACCAACCAAUGUUGAGCUGAGCUGCCAGAUGCGAGAACCUUUGACCCUACCGUAACUUUUACCGAUCAACCCCUCCAUUGCCAGGGCAAGGAUC
Messenger RNA from Colletotrichum phormii, 801 nucleotides. RefSeq lists its product as uncharacterized. Bases 48 to 521 code for a protein of 157 amino acids. NCBI's taxonomy places the organism in Eukaryota, Fungi, Ascomycota, Sordariomycetes, Glomerellales, Glomerellaceae. The transcript has a single exon. The record is from RefSeq and is a predicted model, not a curated record.